Molecule: messenger RNA, 1658 nt
Organism: Solea solea (common sole)
Lineage: Eukaryota; Metazoa; Chordata; Actinopteri; Pleuronectiformes; Soleidae
Exons: 2
Coding region: 705-1550 (281 amino acids)
Source: RefSeq, a predicted model, not a curated record
CAUCUGUGACAAACGGCUGAGAACUGACAGAGAAACGACACUUUUAAAAUCACCCUCGUCUUCAUCAUUAAACGUUUUAACAUGGGAGUGAAUGAGAGGUUUGAGCAGAACUCUCUGUGCUUUUAGGUGAUUUUAAGAAAAACUACAAGUCAUAUGAAAGUGAGACAGCAUAUGAAAGUGAGACAGCAACGUGUCUGUGUGGGUUAGAAACUGUGGGCAGGAGAAGAGUUUGUUUAGAGGUUUUUGUCAUUUUCAUGUGCCACUCUAGCGACGCAAUACACACUCAUUAUAAAAUCUCAACACAAAGUACAAAAGUUAAACUGCGAUUGUUUAAAAAACCUAAUGUUUAUCAAAACUUUGAUUUAGGUGAAAAAGUCUCAAGUCACAACACCAAGUCACACUGUGACACAGUGGGCUGUGUUCUUCCACUCUUUCACAUUCAUGUGUAUGUGGAACUUUUUUGCAGUUUUUUUUGCAAUUUUUGUCGCCAUGGUGACUCGAAACGCUUAGAAAAGUCUUAGCACACCAUUCCUGAUCAAACCGCACGAGGAAGAGAAGGAAGAAGAGGAAGUCUGUUGUCACUGGGUAAAUGUGUUACUGUCUCUUUAAAUGAGCCUCAGUCAAAGUGAAAGUACACAGUUAUUUGUGUUACUGCACUUUCCUGACACACAUUUUGUCUGUCCUGUCCUCGUCUCGUCCUCGGCAUGUCUCACUCUGAUCUGUGUCUGGAGGCUCUGUCCGCGCUGUCCUCGUGUCACGUGGUGUCCACCUCUGGACCGUCACUCUUCACUCCACAGGACUUUGUCAACGUCGUGGCCCUGAAGGAGUUUUACAAGCAGGAGGGUUUUAAAGAGCUGGAGUAUCCGGGCCUGGGCACCAUGAGCCUGGACCAGGACCUGGACCAGGACCUGGACCUGUACAGCCCCCCACCAGCACUGUGUGAAAGUCCUGGACCACAAGAGAGUCUCCACAAAACUGUCAAGAUCAACUUUAAAGAAUUCUUUCACCCAAACUACGACUAUGACUUCACCAACAUCAGGGACGGAGACAGAGAGUUCCUGCGUGGCAACGAGCGCUACGUCCGUCCCUGCGGGUGGAGACGCGUCGCCCUGCGAGUGGUGCAGAUGUACGACAACGACAGCUGGCUGGGGAUGGGUAAAGAGGCGUGGCCCGUGUCUUACCACGCCCACAACAUGGACGGGUCCCUCGGCGUCAUCCUGACCCACGGUGGGAAUCCUGACCACCAGCCGGAGUUCCUGGAAUUGGCGGCAGCUGCGCUUCAGCAAGGCGGGAACACGCAGGGCAGAGGCGUGUACUCCACGCCCGACAUCAAGAUGGCCGACAAAUACUGCAAGACAUUCAAGUCUAAAGUGGACGGGAACACGUACAAGGUGGUCCUUCAGAACCGCAUCAACCCGGAGAAGAGGAUCUGCUGUCAGAGAGACGACGUGUGGUUGGUCUACGUCCCUGAAGGUUCUAACUCCGUCCAGACCAGGGUCCUUGUCCAGGACUCACUGAGACCGUACGGCCUGCUCCUGAAACAGCUGUAGAGACAGGACACGCCCACUCAUCAAACAACUUCCUGUUUGUUUUCUGAUGAAUGAGGAACUUCCUGUGAUGAAUGCAAGUAGGUUUAAUAAAAACAGGAAAUAACUCAG